Schistocerca cancellata (South American locust) is the source of this 1047-nucleotide messenger RNA. Its product is annotated as putative protein TPRXL. The record is from RefSeq and is a predicted model, not a curated record. The transcript is spliced from 2 exons. NCBI's taxonomy places the organism in Eukaryota, Metazoa, Arthropoda, Insecta, Orthoptera, Acrididae. The annotation marks the transcript as partial.
UCUUCAAGCAGUGUCAUAUCUCCCAUUUCAUCUUCAUCUACAUCCUCUUCCAUUUCCGCAGCCCCUGAUAGGAAUUCUUUAAUUCAUUUACCUCCGAGGAAAUUUUCUCAAGGUUUAGUCUAUUCUCACUCAGCUGUCCGCAGAUCAUCAUCAUCCCCCUCCUCAUCAUCAUCAACAUCCUCAUCAUCAUCCCCCUCCUCAUCAUCAUCAUCCCCCUCCUCAUCAUCAUCAUCCCCCUCCUCAUCAUCAUCAUCCCCCUCCUCAUCAUCAUCAUCCCCCUCCUCAUCAUCAUCAUCCCCCUCCUCAUCAUCAUCAUCCCCCUCCUCAUCAUCAUCAUCCCCCUCCUCAUCAUCAUCAUCCCCCUCCUCAUCAUCAUCAUCCCCCUCCUCAUCAUCAUCAUCCCCCUCCUCAUCAUCAUCAUCCCCCUCCUCCUCAUCAUCCCCCUCCUCAUCAUCAUCAUCCCCCUCCUCAUCAUCAUCAUCCCCCUCCUCAUCAUCAUCAUCCCCCUCCUCAUCAUCAUCCCCCUCCUCAUCAUCAUCCCCCUCCUCAUCAUCAUCCCCCUCCUCAUCAUCAUCCCCCUCCUCAUCAUCAUCCCCCUCCUCAUCAUCAUCCCCCUCCUCAUCAUCAUCCCCCUCCUCAUCAUCAUCCCCCUCCUCAUCAUCAUCCCCCUCCUCAUCAUCAUCCCCCUCCUCCUCAUCCCCCUCCUCCUCCUCCUCCCCCUCCUCCUCCUCCCCAUCCCCAUCAUCCCCAUCCCCAUCCCCAUCCCCAUACCCAUCCCCAUCCCCAUCCCCAUACCCAUCCCCAUCCCCAUCCCCAUCCCCAUCCCCAUCCCCAUCCCCAUCCCCAUCCCCAUCCCCAUCCCCAUCCCCAUCCCCAUCCCCAUCAUCCUCAUCAUCAUCCUCCUCCUCCUCCUCCUCCUCAUCCUCAUCAUCUCUUUCCAACAAUCCCUCUACACUUGUAACCAAUCCCGUUCCUUAUGACGUUCUUCCAAUUUGCGUAGUGAAGCUGCAAACGGAUGGGGCAGUGGAGAGCACACAGGUGACAUAG